This is a messenger RNA of Penicillium waksmanii, 2877 nucleotides long. RefSeq names its product kinesin family protein. The transcript has 3 exons. Bases 1 to 2877 code for a protein of 958 amino acids. The record is from RefSeq and is a predicted model, not a curated record. Lineage: Eukaryota; Fungi; Ascomycota; Eurotiomycetes; Eurotiales; Aspergillaceae. Gene Ontology annotation, biological process: microtubule-based movement. Gene Ontology annotation, molecular function: ATP binding; microtubule binding; microtubule motor activity.
AUGCCCGUCUCCGAUGGCGCUUCCUCAAUCAAUGUUGCGGUUCGAGUUCGACCCUUCACUAUUCGAGAGGCAGCGCAGAUCGCCAAAACCGAUGACGGGCCUCUCUUUCUCGGCGAUGGGUCGCUGGCUGGUGCCCCAACCCCGAAGCUCAAUCAGAAAGGGAUUCGCUCCAUUGUCAAGGUGAUUGACGACCGAUGCCUGGUAUUCGAUCCCCCAGAGGACAACCCCGUCCAGAAGUUCUCCAGGAGUGUCGUACCCAACGGCAAGCGAGUCAAGGACCAGACAUUUGCCUUCGAUCGCAUUUUCGACCAAAAUGCCUCUCAGGGAGAGGUAUACGAAUCCACCACUCGCUCUCUUCUCGACAAUGUCCUCGAUGGCUACAAUGCCACUGUCUUCGCAUAUGGUGCGACUGGUUGCGGAAAGACACACACAAUUACCGGUACAGCACAGCAACCCGGAAUUAUUUUCAUGACCAUGCAAGAACUAUUUGAGCGAAUCGACGAGCGAUCUAACGAGAAGAGCACCGAAAUUUCCCUCUCAUACCUCGAAAUCUACAACGAAACCAUCCGUGACUUGCUUGUUCCCGGGGUGUCUAAGGGUGGUCUCAUGCUUCGCGAAGACGUGAACCAGGCGGUUUCGGUGGCUGGGCUCUCUAGCCACCACCCUCAAAAUGUACAGGAAGUCAUGGAUAUGAUUGUACGCGGCAACGAAUGCCGUACUAUGUCCCCAACAGAGGCGAAUGCCACCUCCUCCCGAUCCCACGCGGUUCUUCAGAUCAAUGUUGCUCAAAAGGAUAGAAAUGCGGACGUGAAUGAGCCCACCACCAUGGCUACUCUCAGUAUCAUUGAUCUUGCGGGAAGUGAACGUGCGAGUGCGACUAAGAACAGAGGCGAACGGCUACUCGAAGGUGCCAACAUCAACAAGUCUCUCCUUGCCUUGGGCAGCUGUAUCAACGCCCUCUGUGAUCCUCGGAAGCGCAACCACAUCCCUUAUCGCAAUUCCAAACUCACUCGACUUCUCAAAUUUGCUCUUGGCGGAAACUGCAAGACUGUGAUGAUUGUCUGCGUGAGUCCAUCAAGCCAGCACUUUGACGAGACACAGAACACGUUGCGAUAUGCAAACCGAGCCAAGAACAUUCAAACCAAGGUUACUCGCAAUGUUUUCAAUGUUAACCGACACGUCAAGGACUUCUUGGUCAAGAUUGACGAACAAAUGAAGAUGAUCACUGAGCUCAAAGCACAGCAGAAGGAUGCGGAGCAGCUAGCCUUCGCCAAGUUCAAGAAACAGACUGAGAAGAAGGAUGCUGUUGUACGUGAAGCUGUCGCUCGUAUUCGCAAUGCUUACGAGCACACUCUUCCGGAACGACAGGAGAAGACUAGCAAUAUGCUCAAGUUGAGACAAAUCAGCCGCCGUAUAGGGAUCUUGUCGUCUUGGAUCGCCGCUUUCGAUAACGUCUGCGCUUCGCGAGAUGGCGAGGAGGACUUGGUCAACCUAUGGCGGAUUCGAAAGACAGCGCAAGGCAUCUUGCUCGAACUUGAAGACAGCCGACACCAUUAUAAUCAGCGGUUGUCGAAGAACACCUGGGACCGAGCGAUGAAUUCGGCAGUUGAGAACGCGACCAAGCAAUUACGAGAGUUCGAAAUCAGUGACAACAGCGACUUCGCCAACCUGGACCGUGAGGCUGAGGUGUUACGGUCAAAUGCAGAGCGUGAGGCCUUAUCCGCGGUUGUGGAUCAGGACAAGGCUGGCGAGGCAGUUGCUGUGCAGGUUCUCUUGCAGGCCCAAUUUGAGUUGAUGGCAUCCAUCGAGGAUAUCAUGGAACUCAACGCAUCCGAAGCCAUCAGAAAGGGUCGCGUUAUACUCACCAAGAUGCUGGAUAGCUGCGAAACAACAGUAUCCAGCCUUGUCAAACCGGAUGCACCGCCCUCUCCUACCAAAGGCUCUCCACGGCGCCGAAAGGCUGCUGCUGGUCGGAAGAGCGUCAGCUUCACGCCAAAGAAAACACAGGCGAAGGCUGUCAAACGAUCAGUCCGCUGGAAGGAUGACGAAGAAGAUGGCACCCUAACGGAAUGGCAGAAGACCCCUCAAAAGACUGUCGAUUCUGCCGAUGAAGUUAGUAGCUUCGAAGAGCCGACACUACCCCGGGGGGCGUCACCAAUCCCGCGAAACAUUCCACGGAUAUCUACUUCAUCAGGCUCAACUUCACCACCGCCCGCACCCUCUGAAGAGCCCUUAAAUAUCCCGAAGAAUAGUGGCCGCUUCAAGGCAGGGUUCUUGUCAAAGCGAGCAGGCAGCUCUCCUUUGGCACCGCCGCCUACGACGAGUCUACCUAUCUCCUCAGACAACGAGAACUCUCCACUUCGAGACAUUGAAGGAAGCAGCUUCCUAAACCGAGCCUCCGCGGAUCGGCCAUCACGAAUUGCCGUCCGCAGCCCGAGCGCAACCUUUUCAAGCAGCCCAGCAUCCGAGAACAAGGAAUGGAAAUCCGAUAAGGAAGAUGCUCUUCAGAUCAAUUCGGCCAUGCGUCGCAUCUCCACUUCGCACUUUGGUCCUUCGUCCAGCAAUUCUCUGCGAGUCCAUCGCCGCCGCAGCCCCACCUCGAAUACAUAUGGCAGUUCCCCUAAUGAUGGCAACAUGUUCACCGCAUCCCAAGCACGCCGUAUGGUCAAGAGUGAUAAGGAACUCGAAGGCAAGCACCGCGUCCUGAGCCCUCACACUUUACCUGUGAUGAAGAACACCGGUCGGCGCACCACCUUGGGAGGUGAAAUUCGACCUCGACACGCAAGCCUCUCAGGCCGAGACGCUCUUCGUCUCAGCGCAAUUGCUGCACCUCCAAUAGACCGAAGCCAGGACUUCUCCUCUGUCGGUCUGCGGUAG